Cucurbita moschata (crookneck pumpkin) is the source of this 1621-nucleotide messenger RNA. RefSeq names its product transcription factor bHLH148-like. The transcript has 8 exons. Lineage: Eukaryota; Viridiplantae; Streptophyta; Magnoliopsida; Cucurbitales; Cucurbitaceae. Bases 300 to 1472 code for a protein of 390 amino acids. Gene Ontology annotation, cellular component: cytoplasm; prefoldin complex. The record is from RefSeq and is a predicted model, not a curated record. Gene Ontology annotation, molecular function: tubulin binding. Gene Ontology annotation, biological process: regulation of DNA-templated transcription; microtubule-based process; protein folding.
UUUAUAACCUCUCUUCUCACCGUUCCCGCUUUCUCUCCCCACUUCGGCUCCGUUCCGUUUUUCUCACUUCCUUUCUCUCUGUUUCUCUCUCGCUCUCUGUCUCCGCUGUUGUUUGAAAUUCCGAUUCAUUUCUUCCUUGUCUCGCCGUGAAAGGAGGAUUUGAUUUGAUCUGUUAGGUGAGGAAGGCAGUCCUUACGGUAUUCGGAGAGGACAAUUCGUUGUGGAAUCGUUUUGGAAAAAGGUUUUGUUAGUUCCGGCAGUGAAGAGUAUCUUGAAUUUGGAUCGGUGUUUGGUUUUUAAUGGCGUCGUCUAUGAUUCUAAAUCCUGUGGCGAGUUCUGAGCGAUCGCGUGAUUCGUCCAGAAAGAAGAAGAAGAAGAAAGCGGCGAGGGAAAAUGAUCGUCAAGGUCAGGAUCACAUCCAGUGGAAAUCACAAGCUCAGCAUCAAGUUUACUCCUCGAAGCUGUUGCGCGCCUUGAGUCAGGUCAGGAUCAGUUCUUCCGAGUCGGCACCAAACGAGACUCCGCGCCGCGGCCGAGCUGUGCGGGAGGCGUCUGAUACAGUUCUGGCCAUGACGGCGAAAGGAAGAAGUAGGUGGAGCAGAGCAAUCUUGACGAACCGUCUCAAACUCAAGUUUCGAAAGCACAACCGGCAGAAGGCUCAUGCGACUGGAAACAGCCGAACGAAGAAGCCGCGAGUUAGCGUUUUCCGGUUGAGAGGGAAGGGAUUACCAACUAUACAGAGUAAAGCUCGGCUUCUCGGCCGGCUGGUUCCCGGAUGCAGAAAGCAACCGCUGCCGGUGAUUCUGGAUGAAGUAACCGAUUACAUACCCGCUCUGGAAAUGCAGAUCCGAGUCAUGAGCGCCAUAGUCAACUUGGUUUCAAGCUCUUCUUCUUCUUCUUCUUCUUCUUCUUCCGCCGCUGUCGUCACUGACAGAAGAGGAAUUCCGGCGGCUCAGUUUGUGGAGGACGUUCGUACCUAUCUCUCUCAAUUAGAACUUGAUGUUCAAUCCGCCCUUGCUUUUCUCCAAGAGCGACUUCAGCAGUACAAGUUAGUUGAGAUGAAGCUCCUUGCUCAACAAAGGGACCUGCAGGCAAAGAUUCCAGACAUAAAGAAGUGUUUGGAUAUAGUUGCUACUUUACAAGCAAAGAAGGAUGCAGCCACUGGUGAGCCACUUGUAGCAGAUUUCGAGAUCUCUGAAGGCAUAUAUUCCCGGGCUCGUAUCGAGGAAACUGACUCAGUUUGUCUGUGGCUUGGUGCAAAUGUCAUGCUGGAUUAUUCAUGUGAAGAGGCCACAGCCCUCCUACAGAAGAAUCUAGAUAAUGCUAAAGCAAGCUUAGAAGUUCUUGUUGCCGAUCUACAGUUUCUGAGGGACCAGGUGACAAUAACUCAGGUGACGAUAGCCCGGGUUUACAACUGGGACGUUCAUCAGCGUCGAAUUCAGCUGGCUGGCGCCAGUGUAGAAGAUUCAUAAGUUCUCUUACGACCCUCCGAAAUUUCAUUGUUGGCAAAGAAUCCAUUUCCUGAUUGCCAGUCCCAUCCUGUUCCAUACCUUUUGAAUUUAGGCCAUUCAAAAUUUCCUUUUGUUGUCAUUGUCAAAAAAAAAAAAAAAAAAAAAAAAAA